Messenger RNA from Brassica rapa (field mustard), 3307 nucleotides. Its product is annotated as protein NLP1. Gene Ontology annotation, molecular function: DNA-binding transcription factor activity; protein binding. NCBI's taxonomy places the organism in Eukaryota, Viridiplantae, Streptophyta, Magnoliopsida, Brassicales, Brassicaceae. The record is from RefSeq and is a predicted model, not a curated record.
CCAGCUACUUGUGUCCCAGAAGAAGAAGAGAAGAAAAAAGAAAACACCAUUCCACAAAAGACACAAGCUUUGUGAGAAAAUAACUCUCAGGGUUUCUUUAUUUUUUCUUCUUAUUUUGGGAAGGGUGUUUUGUGUAUUUAGAAACACAAAAUCUUUGCCUGUUGUCAGUGUUUUCUCUGUGUGUUCUUGGGUUAGGUCAUAAACCCAAAGUGAAGCUUUAUCUCUCUUUUGUGCAAGAAAAUCUUGAUAAAAUUGGCGUUUUAACAUACUGAGGAGGGUACACCAUUAAAUCACUGGACUUUGCUCUUGUGCCUUUUCCAUCUUCAAGGCGCCUAUGGGUUUAGAUAUGGAAGAUGAUGGUGGCAGCGAUGGGGGAGAAGGAAAUGGUGGGUUUUCACCUAAUUCUAGCUUUGGGGCAUUCCCUGAGACGGCCAUGGAUUUGGAUUUCAUGGAUGAGCUCUUGUUUGAUGGAUGCUGGCUAGAGACAACAGAUAGUAAGAGCUUAAAGGAGACAGAAGAGGCUGCUUCAGAUUCUACCGCCAUGAAUGCCAAUAGCUCUUUCCUCUGCUUUGGUGAGAACCCAUCUCAAGAUAACUUCUCCAAUGAAGAAACAGAGAGAAUGAAUCAAGAAGGUUUUGAUCAAGCAGAAAAGUUUCUACUAGAUGAAGCUGAGGUGGGAAGAAGUUGGUGGAUUGCCCCAAGAACAAGAGAAGACCCUUGUUCAUCAGUGAAGGAGAGGCUAUUAAGAGCUAUAAGCGGUCUUGAAGAGGCGGUGCCUGAUAAGGACUUCUUGGUGCAGAUAUGGGUGCCCUUUCAGCAGGAAGGGAAGAACUUUCUAACCACUUUGGCGCAACCACAUUUAUUCAACCAAAAAUACUCAAGCCUUGCAAAAUACAGACAUGUUUCAGAGACUUAUAACUUCCCGGCUGAUGAGGGUUCCACAGAAGGAGGUCUUCCCGGUCGCGUUUUCCUGCAGAAAUUUCCUGAGUGGACUCCUGAUGUACGUUUCUUUAGAAGUGAUGAGUAUCCGCGCAUCAAAGAAGCACAAAAGUGUGAUGUUCGUGGCUCGCUUGCCCUUCCUGUGUUUGAAAGAUGUAGUGGCACUUGUUUGGGUGUUGUUGAGGUUGUCACAACAACGCAGAAGAUGAAUUACCGGCCAGAACUUGAGAAUAUCUGUAAAGCUCUUGAGGCCGUUGAUUUAAGGAGUUCAAGUAACUUAAAACCUCCAAACAAUGAGUCUCUGCAGGUGUAUAAUGAUUUCUACUACGCUGCAUUACCUGAGAUAUCAGAUUUCUUGGCCUCAGUCUGCAGAAGAUAUGAUCUUCCUCUAGCUUUGUCAUGGGCCCCUUGUGCUCAGCAGGGGAAAGGUGGAUCCCGGCAUUCUGAUGAGAACUUUUCUCAGUGCGUUUCGACGAUUGAUUCUGCUUGCUUUGUCCUGGAUGAAGAGAGCAAAUACUUUCUGGAGGCAUGCUCUGAGCAUCAUCUUCUCCAGGGAGAAGGCAUUGUUGGGAAAGCAUUCAAGGCAACCAAACUGUGUUUUGUCCCUGAAGUGACCACGUUUAGCAAGACCAACUACCCUCUUGCGCACCACGCCAAGAUAUCUGGACUACACGCUGCUUUAGCAGUCCCGUUAAAGAGCAAAUGCAACGGUUUGGUCGAGUUUGUGCUUGAAUUCUUCUUUCCAAAAGGGUGCCUUGACACUGAAGCAAAACAGGAGAUGCUCAAGUCACUGUCUGCGACUCUGCAGCAGGAUUUCAGGAGUUCAAAUCUUGUCAUCGACAAAGAUCUGGAGUUAGAAGUGGUAUUGCCUGUUAGAGAGGACAUGGUUUUGUCAGAGAACCCACUUACUGGAGCCGAAACUGCAGAGGCUUUGAGAGAAAUCCAUCUGCUGCAAGAGUCCUCAUGGAUCUCCCACAUGAUAAAGGCUAACGAGAAGGGUAAAGAUGUGUCACUUUCUUGGGAGUAUCAGAAUGAAGAUCCAAAAGAUGAGUUCAAGCUCUCACCUGGCUGGGACAACAGUCAACUUGAUCCAGCCCCCAAUAAUAUUCCUUCAGAAGCUGAGCAGUUUCAACAAGGUUCAACUCCAGGACUCAGAGUUGAUGCUGGUCCAAGUACCGAAUCAGCUUCCACUGGUGGUAGAAGACCAGGAGAAAAGAGAAGAACAAAAACAGAAAAGACCAUUGGCUUGGAUGUUCUUCGUCAAUACUUUGCAGGAAGCCUCAAGGAUGCAGCCAAGAGCAUUGGUGUUUGUCCAACUACCUUGAAAAGGAUAUGCAGACACCAUGGAAUAACAAGAUGGCCCUCCCGGAAAAUCAAGAAGGUUGGGCACUCACUGAAGAAACUCCAACUCGUUAUGGACUCUGUUCAAGGGGCACAGGGAUCUAUCCCACUCGAUUCAUUCUAUACAAGCUUCCCAGAGUUGAGCUCCCCAAAUAUCUCCAGCAAUGGAUCUUCCUUGAAAAAUAAUGAACAAUUGCAUCAUUAUAAUGUUCCAAUCGAAAACGGUGGUCCGGGAGAGGAUAAACCAGCACCAAGGUCACCAUCAUCUUCUUGCUCUGGCUCAAACACCAAUACACCAAAUGCUGAUGGGGUCGUGAAGGAAGCUCACAGCGAGGCGGAACUGCAGAAUGGGAAUCAGGAGGAAACAAAAUGUCUAGCAAGAACCCAGAGCCAUAACAUAUUCAAGGAGCCUCCAUUACCAGGUAGUAGCAAGAUGAGCUUCAGAGAUGGAGGGGGAAUUAAAGUGAAAGCAACAUUUGGUGAGGCCAUAAUACGGUUUACCUUGCUCCCGAGCUGGGGCUACACAGAGCUGCAGCAAGAGAUUACUAGGCGUUUCAACAUAGUUGACGUAUCCUGGUUUGAUCUCAAGUACUUGGAUGAUGAUGAAGAGUGGGUUCUUCUCACAUGUGAAGCGGAUCUCGAGGAAUGCAUUGACAUAUAUAGAUCAUCACAGAGCCAAACAAUUAAAAUAAGUUUGCACGACCCUUUUCAAGUUAAACUGGGAGGUUCUUUUGGUAGCUCUGGUCCAUCCUAAUAAACAAUCAAAAGCAAGGUUGUAACAUACAAAGCACCAGGAAGAUUGUGCUAAUCUACUAGUGUUUAAAAAUCUCAUGUGUAAACAUAUUUCCAGUGCCCUGAAGACCAUUUUGCAAGUGGCAGUAGUAACUGGUCUCCUGCAUUGCCUGCAGAUUUUUGUGUAUAGGCGUUGCAUACAGAAACUUGUAUUUUAUGCCUGUACAAUCAUUUCUUAUCUUGUUUCUUAAGCUCUGCAACUACGCAGAGUGAAUCAUUAUGUGUUUUUCACUUA